UCCAACUGCACAGUUAACUAUUCACAGGAGAUCCAAGAUGUUUAAGAUCAUCGCACUGGUUGCCUGUCUGGUCGUCGUUGCUUCUGCUCAGUUCAAUGGAGGAGAUCACGGCCACCACGAAGACUAUCAUCAUUCCUACCCGAAAUACAAGUACGAGUACGGUGUCAAGGACCAUCACUCCCACGACCACAAGAGCCAGUGGGAACAUCGUGACGGUGACCACGUCAAGGGACAGUACACUCUGGAUGAGGCCGACGGAACCCAUCGCAUUGUGGAUUACACCUCGGAUCACAAAACCGGAUUCCAGCCACAUGUCCAGCGCAAGGGACACGCCCAUCAUCCGCACGGAGAGAGCUAUGCCAACAUCAAACAGCAUUACUAAAUAAAUUGCCGCUAGUAAGGACUGAU
Messenger RNA from Topomyia yanbarensis, 408 nucleotides. RefSeq names its product cuticle protein 19-like. Gene Ontology annotation, cellular component: extracellular matrix. The transcript has 2 exons. The record is from RefSeq and is a predicted model, not a curated record. Lineage: Eukaryota; Metazoa; Arthropoda; Insecta; Diptera; Culicidae. The coding region runs from base 38 to 382 and encodes 114 amino acids.